This is a messenger RNA of Lachancea sp. 'fantastica', 393 nucleotides long. Lineage: Eukaryota; Fungi; Ascomycota; Saccharomycetes; Saccharomycetales; Saccharomycetaceae. The record is from the annotation of a GenBank genome assembly.
AUGACAGAAUUGCUAGCAGAGCGCAUCCCGGAAGAGUUGGCCUCAGUUGCCUAUCCCGGGCCAGUAGCACCAACGGGUGUUGAAGAAGGCGAUGAGCACGACGAACCACUACAUGAAACUCAAGAAAAAGCUAGACACGACAGCGUGCUCGCUCUUUUAAGUCCCGAGAACAAACGUUGGAUGAACAUACUAUAUUUUGCCGGUUCUUGUUCGGUCAAUCUUAUUCUCCCGUUUUUGAACGGCCUCAUGCUUGGAUUUGGAGAACUCAUAGCACAUGAAAUAAGCUGGAAAUUCAAUUGGUUUAAGAGAUCAAACUCCGGGUACAAGAUCUACCCUGAAUCACGGAAAUUUGCCGCUCGAGAAGCGGAGAAAAAGGAGCACGCCUUCCUAUAA